GUUUUCCAAACAGAGUGAAACAUAUCCUCUACGUCGUACUAAUGGGGCUGAGUACCGAAUAAUACCUAGUAAGUGGAAGAAAUAUCUCUGACUUCCUGUCACAGCGGUUCACUGAGUUGUAAUCGAUCCUUAAACAUCUUAUCCAUCUCGAUUUUGGAAUAUCCUUUUUAUGUUGCAGCUCCAGAUGCGCGCGGAGCGGAAACCGUGUCGGAGCAUGAGUAUAUAAAGUCGUAGGGACUUCAGCCAGGGCUAUCAAGAUCUCUCUCAAGGUGAUCUCAUCAGAUCGCAGAGUGAGAAGUUACCUUUUUAGGAGUUCACAACAGAUUCGGAGUCCAAGGCAGCAACCAGAAGUUUGCAAUGCUUAGUGUCCGAGCCCCAUUUCGAGUUUCUGCACAUGCUGUAGCUCCUUCCAACCCCUGCGCUACUCCCUCAGCAUGCACCCGGUCCUCAGUCUGUUCCAAAUCUUCUUCAUUGAUGGGUACCGCAGUCCAUUGUGGACCUCACGAGAAUUCCAUGUCACAGCAGCUCCCGCAAGGAUAUGGCAAAAGCCUUCAUCCAGUGCGAGCAAGCCUCAGAGAUCUCGUUCCAGAUCCGCUGCAUCUUUUCGAUCAUAAGAAGGACCAGGUGCAAGUUGAAGGGGAGCUGCUCAUUUCGAACAGGACAGUCCUUGAUUUCGACCAACCAGUAGCCAGUCUCGUAGACAAGAAUGUGGACCUCCUCGGUUUGGGAAAAAUUCAGUUUCAGCUCGUCAGUGAGGAUCUCGACAAAAACGGGAAGCCCAAACUGACCGAAGCUGCCGUGGUGGAAAACUACGCGUUAUCGAAUAUAUCACCACUGGCUGGUCAGAAAAAGUACAGAAUCAACUUCCAAGUCGACCCUGAUUUCGGGAAAAUCGGAGCUGUUGUGGUCAGGAACAGUCAUCUGAACGAGUUUUUUCUCCACUCGUUGUCUCUUAAACUGGCCGGCGGCAAAGUAGUGGACUUCUUCUGUAACUCUUGGGUCAAUCCAGAGUCAUAUGAAUUGCAGUUUAGAAAUGGGAUAAAUUACACUCCUCUACCUGACCGCGUAUUCUUUCUUAACAAGGCAUGUCUUCCAGAAGAUACACCAGCAGGUCUGAAAGCUUACAGAGAAGAAGAUUUGAAAUACUUAAAGGGAACUGGUAAGGGAAUGAGAGUUUUUUCUGACAGGAUCUACGACUAUGACGUGUACAAUGAUCUGGGUAAACCGGAUUCCUAUCCUCCCGUCAUGCGACCUGUCCUGGGUGGUGACAAUCUCCCCUACCCCCGUCGGUGCAGAACGGGGCGAGGAUAUAGUAGCACGAAAAAUCCAGCAGUGCCCUCAGAUCCUCCGUCAGAGAAGGAGAUGGGUUCAGAAGGCAUAAUAGCACUUGGUCCUUUGGUAGGACUCAUGGAUUUCUACGUUCCCUGCGAUGAGUUUUUCGGUGGAGAGAAAACGAGUGCGUUUUUAGCAGUCGGACUGAAGUCUGUCGCCCACUCUAUAGUUCCAAUUCUUAAAGAUCUCUUCACGGGAGACAGAACCGCCCACUUCGAUAGUAUACAAGACUUCAAAGACUUGUAUGCGAAGGGGGUCAAGAUAGACACGAGCCAAGCAACUAAAGACGGUCCCCUUGUCUUCGUUGAUUCGUUCUUCAACGCCUCUGGCGAUGACAAAGGCGUCCUCAAAUUUCCCGUUCCUCAAGUAUUCGCGAAGAGCGACUUCGCUUGGAAUGAGGAUGAGGAGCUUGGUCGUCAAACCCUGGCCGGGUUGAAUCCAGUUGUCAUCCAAGCUUUGACGCAAUAUCCUCCCAAAAGUACCUUGGGUCUCCCGGAGGACGUGUAUGGUCCCAACUCCGUCUUGACAGACGAACACAUCUUGCCGUAUUUGGAAGGACUCAGCGUGCAGCAGGCAAUUGAUGCCAAGAAGCUGUUCAUCAUUGAUUAUCAUGAUCCUUUUGCCGUUUACCUUCCGAAGAUACUCAGCGGCAAGUGGGGAGAUAAGAAGAGAGGCUACGCUCCAAGAGCGAUAUUUUUUUACAACAAGGAGGGAGCCAUGAUGCCCAUCGCCAUUGAGCUCUCCAAGCCUGAAGGAAGUACCUUCAAGCACACAGUGUACACCCCACCGUUGAGAAAGGGAGACAUAAAUCCCUACUGGAAUUUAGCCAAAGCACACUUCAAUGCAAUCGAUUUUGGUUACCAUGAGCUCAUCAGCCACUGGUUGAGGACGCAUGCAGUUAUGGAGCCAUUUGUCAUUGCAACUCGAAGGCAAUUGAGUACAAUCCACCCAAUCUAUAGUCUUCUGAUUCCUUGCUUCAAGAACACUAUGAUGAUCAACGCCGCAGCACGAGUAGCUCUCAUCAAUUCUAAUGGAAUUAUCGAGAGUUACUUUCUUCCUGGAGAAUACUCUAUGGAAAUGUCAGCUGUCAUGUAUGGCCUCACCUGGACUUUCGAGAAGCAAGCACUACCCAAUGAUCUGAUCUCAAGAGGUAUGGCGGUGCCAGACGAAACAGAGAAAGCGGGUGUAAAGUUGGUCAUAGACGACUAUCCUUUUGCCGAGGACGCACUGGAUCUGUGGGCGGCUCUUCACGACUGGAUCACCGAGUACGUGAACAUCGCGUACAAAUCAGACGAAGCAGUGCGAGGCGACACGGAGCUGCAGGCGUGGUGGAACGAGAUCGUCACAGUGGGCCACGCUGACAUCAAGACGGGAUGGCCCAAGGCAGACUCUCGAGCAAGCUUGGUCGACAUCUGCUGCACCAUCCACUGGAUCGCCGGGCCUCACCACGCCGCCGUCAACUUCGGCCAGUACUCGUACGCCGGCUUCAUGCCCAACAAGCCGUCCACGUGCCUGCGCUGGAUCCCCGACGAGGGCACUGCCGAAGCUCAAGAGCUCGAGCAGAAUCCAUUCCUGUACCUGCUGAAGACGGUGGCCACUGAGCUCAUCACUCUUCCGAUCAUGACCACAGUUGAGCUCCUAGCGCAGCAUGGCACAGACGAGGAGUACCUCGGAGAUCGGAACGACCUGUGGACUUCGGAUCCACUCGUGCAGCAGGCGUUCAAGAAACAUUCGGAGAGAAUCGCAGCUCUGCAAAGUGAAUUCGAGCAGAGGAACAGCGAUUCGACGAAGAGGAACAGAUCUGGGCCGACCAACGUCCCUUACACUCUUCUGUACCCGCACUCUGGGCCCGGUCUGACCGGUCGAGGGGUCCCCAACAGCAUAUCCAUCUGAUACUAACCACAGAUUCCGACGUUUAUCAUACCCAGCAACGGUUGUUAACUCACCAUCGGGUUAUGAGAUAACAGCUGAAGAUAUACUUGAAAGUCGGUUGCAGCACAGCCCAACAUUGGGUGCCUAUGCCCAUGGGUUUUGGGUGACAUUAUUUUUCCAUGGUCCGGCACAAGAAGUGCUAUGGGCAGUGUCCCCAACAGCAUAUCCAUCUGAUAGUAACCACAUAUUCCGACGUUUAUCAUACCCAGCAACGGUUGUUAACUCAACGUCGGGUCAUGAGAUAACAGCUGAAGAUAUACUUGAAAGUCGGUUGCAACACAGCCCAACAGGGUUGGGUGCCCAUGCCCAUGGGUUUUGGGUGACAUUCUUUUUCCAUGGGUGGGCACAAGAAAUGCUAUGGGCAGUGUCCCCAACAGCAUAUUCAUCUGAUAGUAACCACAGAUUCCGAGGGUUAUCAUACCCAGGAACGGUUAUUAUCAAUCUUAAUCUCAAUUUCAACGUCGGGUCAUGAGAUAACAGCUGAAGAUAUACUUGAAAGUCGGUUGCAGCACAGCCCAACAUGGGGUGCCCGUGCCCAUGCCCAUGGGUUUUGGGUGACAUUAUUUUUCCAUGGGUGGGCACAAGAAAUGCUAUGGGCAGUGUUUGAGGGCAGAUCCAACCAAGAAUGGGUGUAACCGGGUAAUACAUUUAACACAAUUGGCGUAAUUUGAAUAGCAUGGGUAGGAACAGGUAAUGCUAUGGGUGGGCAGAGGUCACUGUUGAUGGUUAUGGUCUGGGUACAGAUUUGGAGUGAAAUGUUGGCCUCUGGUUAGCAGGCACUCGAAGUUUGACGGAGGAGGAUUAGUCUCUAGGUUUGUAGAAGCUCAGUACGCAUCUGAUGUGCAUAGUCGCGUUGAGAAAUAAAAGUAUAUGAAUUUAU
This is a messenger RNA of Marchantia polymorpha subsp. ruderalis, 4144 nucleotides long. The record is from the annotation of a GenBank genome assembly. Lineage: Eukaryota; Viridiplantae; Streptophyta; Marchantiopsida; Marchantiales; Marchantiaceae.